AUGGAGACCCAAUAUAACAAAUUUAAACAGCUGACUUUGAAAGACUUAUCGGAAAGUCAUGGCCGCACAGCCAGCAACCGACCACGCAGGGAAUUAAUUGUGGAACUCAUGGAAAUCGACCGAACUACUACAAUGGCCGAACCUAUUAUCCCAAAUGCAGAAGAAGACGAAAUACUGCCGUCCGUUCGGUUGAGAUUAACAAUGUAUGGACCUAAUCCUCACACCGAAGGCAAUACCAGCUAUGCUUGGCAUAGAUACAGCAACCCAUGA
Molecule: messenger RNA, 270 nt
Organism: Pelobates cultripes (western spadefoot toad)
Lineage: Eukaryota; Metazoa; Chordata; Amphibia; Anura; Pelobatidae
Source: the annotation of a GenBank genome assembly